Pseudogymnoascus verrucosus is the source of this 1488-nucleotide messenger RNA. RefSeq lists its product as uncharacterized. The transcript is spliced from 3 exons. Lineage: Eukaryota; Fungi; Ascomycota; Leotiomycetes; Thelebolales; Thelebolaceae. Bases 337 to 1323 code for a protein of 328 amino acids. The record is from RefSeq and is a predicted model, not a curated record. Gene Ontology annotation, molecular function: oxidoreductase activity.
CAAAUCCACAAGCGCCGGGCAACAUAAAAUAAGCGAGGUACUAGGCAUGGCCUAUACGAAACAAGGCAAAGAUUAGUUACAUUAUAGCAAACGAGCAUGCAUUUCACAGGUUCGAUACGGCUAUAGACGGUGUCGCAUCGACAGAUAGGGAGCUAUAUCAUAUGACGUAAAAUGCUGGGGUUUACGCAGGAUAGCUUCUGGAUUGUUGAAUAUAUAGAUAGGUGCAAAUGAUUAAACGAAUUCUGGAUACAAGCCACCGAAACGAAUCUUCGCUCUUCGUCUUGAGUUUCCAACACAUUUUUCAUAUCCAGCCGGCCAGAUUCUAAUAUCAGCAAAAUGGGAGAUACAUCAUCUAUAAAGGAUUCACCUUCUCUAGAAAUUUCUUCUCCUGGAGCUAUUACAAUCAAGCCCCUUCAUCCUACAUUUGGUGCGGAAAUCAUUGGUGUGGACUUCUCCGUCCCAUUAUCUGAGGCAAUCUUCAGUCAGCUACACGCUGCAAUUGCCAAGUACGGAGUUGUGGUGUUCCGCGCUACAGUCCUCAACGACGAAUCUCACAUUGCUUUCGCUAAGCAAUUUGGAGAGCUUGACGACGUUACACCAUACACGGCUGCUGGUCGCAAGCAUCGGCUUAAAUACAAUGAGCUUUUUGAUGUUAGCAAUGUGGAUAUGGACGGAUCGAUUCUAGAUCCAGACACCCCUCGAGGCCAGGCAAAUAAGGGAAACGGUUUAUUCCAUGUCGAUUCUAGUUUUAACCCCCGCCGAGCAGGUUAUUCGCUUCUACUAGCACACGAACUCCCUCCGUCAGGAAUGGGAGGCCAUACGGGGUUUGCUGAUACCCGUACAGCAUUUGACAAUCUCCCAGAAGACCUCAGGGAAGAACUCGUUUCUAAGGAUUAUAUCGCAUGUCACUCAAUUCAUCAUUCCCGAAAGUUAGCAGCGCCUGAAUUUUUCGCCAAUGUCGAUCCCGAGAAAUAUCCAAUGGGAAGACACCGACUUGUUCAGCGCCAUGAGGCAUCUGGUAGGAUGAAUCUUUACAUCGCAGCCCAUCUACAUCACAUUGAGGGAUUGGAGCCUGAGAAGUCGAAAGCUCUUAUCAACCGCCUUUUGACAGCUGCAGAGCAAUCCUCGAAUACCAUAGAAAUCUUAUGGGAGACAGUUGGUGAUUUGGUUAUCUGGGAUAAUACGUGUACUAUGCAUCGAGCUGUUGGCGGCCCGUUCCUUCGAAAGUAUAGGAGGGACAUGCGACGCGCUACUGUUCACGAUUCAAGUUCUCAGGCAUGGGGAUUGAAUGAGCAUAUCGAUAUUAGACAAGGCAUGCCAUAAGUUACUGGGUUGUAAUUCGUCGUGACCAAAUAUAGCUUCGCUCAUAGUUGGAAGAAGCGACUGCGCGGUUUGGAAUCGACCACCAAUACAUUUUCAUAGUAAUUUAUAUAGAAGCUAUAAAACGUGCAUCCCUGCAUCGAGGGACGCACUCCGUGACGGGACAAA